Messenger RNA from Cannabis sativa, 854 nucleotides. RefSeq names its product large ribosomal subunit protein uL18c. Gene Ontology annotation, molecular function: structural constituent of ribosome; 5S rRNA binding. The coding region runs from base 158 to 646 and encodes 162 amino acids. The record is from RefSeq and is a predicted model, not a curated record. Gene Ontology annotation, biological process: translation. Lineage: Eukaryota; Viridiplantae; Streptophyta; Magnoliopsida; Rosales; Cannabaceae. The transcript is spliced from 4 exons. Gene Ontology annotation, cellular component: ribosome.
UGAUAAAAAUAUUUAAAUGGAAUUUGAUUUGAUAUGAUAUAACGUUAUCCAUUGUAGCCGGAGUGGCUUUGCCUUGGUCUCUCUCAGACUCAUACUUUCACUCGCUUCCUCCUCUUGCUUGCCUCCCUUCACUUAUAGAAUUGAGUAGAGAAGAAGAAUGUCGAUGUCUACAUCAGCUAAUUCAGUUUCAUUCUUUGGAAUUGGGAUUGGGAUUGGGAUUGGGUCCAUUCCAAGGUUACCAUCCAUAACAAAACCUCACUCACUUGUUGUGGUAUCCAAGGCCAAAACCAGACAAGAAGACAGAAUUGCCCGUCAUGCUCGUAUUAGAAAGAAGGUUGAAGGAACUACAGAAAGGCCAAGGUUAUGUGUGUUCCGCUCAAACAAGCAUCUGUAUGUCCAAGUAAUUGAUGACACCAAAAUGCACACCCUUGCUUCAGCUUCCACAGUGCAGAAACCUAUCUCUGAGGAGUUUGACUACUCUUCUGGUCCUACUAUUGAAGUAGCAAGAAAGGUUGGUGAAGUCAUAGCCAAGAAUUGUUUGGAGAAAGGGAUCACAAAGGUGGCCUUUGAUCGAGGUGGAUAUCCAUACCAUGGGCGAGUAGAAGCCAUCGCUAGUGCAGCUCGGGAAAAUGGACUUGAUUUUUAAGGUUCUCUGUUUUGGGUAGGUUUUGCCUUUUGUACAAUUUGUUUCUGUCUCUUGUAAAACCAUGUGAUAGAAGGGCAUUAAUUGUAAUCUUUUUUUCUUUCUUUUCAAUGAGCUGCAAGAACAUUCGGUUAUUUUUUUUGAACUAUCUGAUCUUGGUUAUUUUCUCCGUCCUGGAGUGUGGUCUUGAUGAAUUCAUGAUGUUCUUCCA